Trichoderma harzianum CBS 226.95 is the source of this 633-nucleotide messenger RNA. RefSeq lists its product as hypothetical. NCBI's taxonomy places the organism in Eukaryota, Fungi, Ascomycota, Sordariomycetes, Hypocreales, Hypocreaceae. The record is from RefSeq and is a predicted model, not a curated record. The coding region runs from base 1 to 633 and encodes 210 amino acids. The transcript is spliced from 5 exons.
AUGUGUCUUAAUCCAUUGAAACACAACAGACGCCGAAAAAGAAGAAAAGCAAAGCCGGCUUCUAGUCGGACAACGCUCCUGCAAACUGCGUGGCCCAGCAACACAAAGACACGACAAACGGCGAUAACGACAAGUACAGAACAGGAGACGGCGAGACGAAAAGAUAAUGACGAGGUAUUCCGCCGGGGACGCUGGAAGCUUGGGAACAAGGGCCAGGCAGAUGGAGGGCUGUCUGGACUGGCUACGGACUGGCUACGGACUGGCUACGGGCUCGCCCAAGCUGAGGAGAGGCUUUGCUACUGUUCUACCUUGCUGCUGAAGGCACAGGACUUGCUUGUUUUCUCUCUUCACCCUGCCCCCCUGCAAGCUUGUUACCCUCUACAGACGCUGUACCGCUGCAUCAUUGGCCAGGGGCCUGCGUCGGUUCUCUCAUCCGCGCUGGCCCAAGCGUCCACUCCCAGCAUGCUACUCCCAGUCCUGAUUAGCGGUCCUCAGUCAACGCCAAAAACGCCCACCAGACGAGUGGCUAAUAUUCGUCCUAAUAACCCGAUGGCCUGUCAGCCACCAGUAUUACAGCUGCUGUUGGUCUGGCAGAUGGCGCGGUGGCGUCUCAUUCCCGGCCGCAAAGCGUAG